AUGGCUCCCAAGUUGCUCGCGGUGCAGCGCGCCGCUGAUAUCGGAGGCAUCCCGCCGAACGGCAAGCCCCACAGCGUGCCCGUCCCCGGCACCGCCACCGAGAACAGGACCGCCACCUACAGGCAUUGGCGCUUUGCCGACCGCCCGCUGGAGACGCUGGACGAGACGGUCCAAACGCUACACGAUGCGUUCGAGCAGUCCGCGCGCAACAAUCCCGGGAGCCGCUGCCUUGGCUACCGCCCCUACGACCCUGUGACGAAAACGUACGGGGCAUACGUGUGGGAGGACUACGCGACGGUUCAGACGAGGAGGAAGAACUUCGGUGCUGGUCUGGUCAAGGUCUUCGAGGAAGCUGGCGUGUCGCCGGUGCGCGGGCUUGGUAUUGGCCUGUGGUGCCAGAACAGGCCGGAAUGGCAGAUAACCGAUCUGGGAGCCAUGUCGCAGGGAAUGUUCACCGUCUCCAUCUACGAUACUCUGGGCCCGGAUACCACCGAGUACAUCAUAAACCACGCGGAGCUGAAGUGCGUCGCGACUUCGCUCAACCACGUCGCCGCUCUCUUGAAGCUCAAGCCCCGCAUGCCCUCGUUGCAACUCAUCGUCUGCUUGGACCCCCUUAGUGAGGGCGAACGGCCGGGCGAGUCCAAGGGCGACCUUCUCAACGCCAUCGCGGCUGACCUUGGAGUUCGCAUCCUCUACUUGAGGGAUGUCGAGGCGAUCGGAGAGCAGAACCCCCGUCCUUACGACCCUCCCACUGCGGAUGACGUUAUCACCAUCAAUUACACCUCGGGCACCACUGGUAACCCCAAGGGUGUUGUGUUGACGCACAGGAACGCCAUUGGCGCCACCAGCUCAUCCAUGACCAUUACUAACCAGACUGGCGACGAUGUCAUGUGCUCUUUCCUGCCUCUUGCCCACAUCUUCGAGCGUGUUGGUGAGCAUGCUGCUCUCUGGGGAGGCUGUGGAAUCGGCUAUUUCCACGGAAACAUCCAGGAGCUUGUCGACGACCUGAAGCUUCUGCGGCCGACGGUUUUCAGCGGAGUUCCUCGUCUGUACAACCGCUUCGGCGGUGCUGUCAAGGCCGCAACUCUGCAGGCGCCGGGUGUCAGGGGAUCGCUAUCGCGACAUGUUGUGAGCACCAAGUUGGCCGCGCUUGAAGGCCCUAACCCCACCACCCAGCACUUCUUCUGGGACCGCAUCUGGUCGAAGAAGGCUGCAGCAGCACUCGGGCUGGACAGGACAAAGACCAUGGUCACUGGCUCGGCUCCGAUCGAUCCUUCGCUGCAGAACUUCCUCCGCGUCGUCUGCGCGAACGAUUUCGUCCAGGGCUACGGCCUGACGGAGACGUAUGCCGCGUCCGUUGCGCAGUUGGCCGGCGACCACUCCUCGGGCAACUGCGGCGCCGCCACCCCGUCCACCGAAUUCUGCCUGGAGUCCGUCCCGGACAUGGAAUACCUCGCGACGGACAAGCCCAGGCCGCGCGGCGAGGUCCUGCUGCGCGGCCCCACGCGUUUCCGGGAGUACUUCCGCAACCCGGAGGAGACGGCCAAGAGCGUGGACGCGGACGGCUGGUUCCACACGGGCGACAUUGGCGAGAUCGACGAGCUGGGCCGGCUCCGGAUCAUCGACCGCCGCAAGAACGUGCUCAAGCUGGCGCAGGGCGAGUACAUUUCGCCGGAGCGCAUCGAGAACGUGUACCUGGCCAACUGCAACUGGCUGGGCACGGCGUACGUGCACGGCGACUCGACGCAGGCGUGCCUGGUGGGCCUGUUCGGCAUCCAGCCCGACCAGUUCGCCAACUUCGCGGGCAAGGUCCUCGGCAAGGCCAUCGCGGACACGGACGCGGCGGCGCUCGCCGAGGCGGCGGACAGCCCGAAGGUGCGCGCGGCGGCGCUGAAGGAGCUGGACAGGGCGGGCCGCAAGGCAAAGUUCAACAGCUACGAGAAGGUCAAGGCGAUCCGGCUGUUGGUCGAUCCGUUCACGAUUGAGAACGAGCUCUUGACGCCGACUCUCAAGCUCAAGCGUCCGCAGACGGCGAAGAAGUACCGCGAUCUCAUCGACGCGUGCUACGAGGAGGCGCUGGCGGAGCCUCCGAAGGCGAAGCUGUAG
Molecule: messenger RNA, 2106 nt
Organism: Diplodia corticola
Lineage: Eukaryota; Fungi; Ascomycota; Dothideomycetes; Botryosphaeriales; Botryosphaeriaceae
Product: amp-binding enzyme
Exons: 5
Coding region: 1-2106 (701 amino acids)
Biological process (GO): long-chain fatty acid metabolic process
Cellular component (GO): endoplasmic reticulum; membrane
Molecular function (GO): long-chain fatty acid-CoA ligase activity
Source: RefSeq, a predicted model, not a curated record